Molecule: messenger RNA, 518 nt
Organism: Bemisia tabaci
Lineage: Eukaryota; Metazoa; Arthropoda; Insecta; Hemiptera; Aleyrodidae
Source: RefSeq, a predicted model, not a curated record
UAGUGUGAGAGCAUGGUUUCGACCGGGACACUUCUCUCUGAAAAAACGAGCGAUUUAAGUGCAUUUUUAAAUUUAUUUACAAUGAAAUUAGUGCCGUGAUUGCAUCAGAAGGUUGACCGUUAGCGUUGCGUGUAUUGAGAGGCUUUAAGCGUUUGAUUUUACCGGUGUCUUCUUUUCCAAAAAUCGUGCGAUAAAAAGUGCAUUUUUUAAGUAAAACUACGAUGAGGUUAUUUCCUUAUCUUGCGGUCAUGGUGCUGUCGGUCGGUGUUGAGUGUUGGUUGCCGCAUUAUGAAGAUGACUCAUCGGAGAUUUCAUCUGAAAUUCUCAAAAAAUUGAAACGACUUUCAGCUGAGAAGCAUCCGCCCUUACCGGAACAGAAACUGCCCAAGGGUGCUCUAAAAAUUAUCCAGGUAUCGAUUCAGGCGUACCCGGGGGAGCAGUCCCCAAUUUCCGGGAACCAAGACAUACCCAGAAUGCCUGCUGGCACUUUUUCAGAGGACCGACUCGUUUUGCCGAAG